UAUUGAUUACGGUUGUGCGGAACGGGUAAAAAUAUUGUCCUAAGAACUUUUUUGUAAUUUUUUUUUCAUAAAAUCAUAAAUAUUAUGAAUGUUGAAUAUGGAGCGUAAGAGAGUGGAAAAGCGUGACCAGACAUGGCGUAUCCAUCGUUCAUUCGUCACAAGUGUAUGCGUAUGGCUUAUGAUCGGAUUUCAUUAUACCAGUGCUCAAGAUUGCACAUCCCUCACAUUCGACUUCAGCCGUAAUUCUAUACUGCUAGGAGAAAUCUCAGCAACAGCAAUAAAUGAGCCAAUUGCAGACCACGAAGUGAGUUACGUGGAAUCCGUCAUUGCAUCGACAUGGGACGGGUACAAUCUCUACCUCACCGCAUACCUCAACACUACACAGGAUCCUACGAGACUAAUAGUGGCAACAGAUGAAAACUUCGCUAACUUCCCAAUUGAGGAAACCCUUCCUGAGCUCAGAGCACAAUUGGAGUUUUCUUGUGCUUCAGGAACCAAAAAGACCAUUCGAAUCCAAGUGACGAUUCGGAACGAAAACCUCUAUGCACCUACUUUUGAGCUGAACGAGUACAUCAUCCAGCUGCCAUUGCCGUUACCUAAGAACUUUGAUCUGACGCAGUAUGUCAAUAACGGAAGUGGAAUUAUUGCCCACGACUACGAUUUAACCGACAACGAAGUAGACUUCGCGAUCGCCGAUAACGAAUAUUUCCAAGUGGAGCAAGUGAUUGGAGCAUCGGCAAAGGAGUUUAUAGCAAGAAUCAGGACGACACAAACGAUAAUACGUCUAGACACGCUUGAUUUGGAAUUAACUGGAACUGAUCAAGGAGAUCCGCCAAGGUCAGGUGUAACUCAUCUUAAAAUUUCCGGCGAUCCCUUAGUUACGUACAUCGAACCACCCCAUUUUGUGGAGUCACUCUAUCGAAGCUUGUACAAACGCACUGAGCCGUUCGUUCCCGUCGAAAUUGGCCUCACCAGCGGAACAUACGAUGGCACAGUUAGCUUCGAACUCAGUGGACUGAAUGCCGAUCAUUUUACACUCACCGAAAAAUCGGACAAAAGUGGAGCUACCAUCGGGUUGAGGUCGGACGUAGACAUUGCAGAAACGAUCAGUAUUCUGACGGUUCAAAUUACCGCAAGCAGAAAUGGUACCGACUCGGACGGUCGAACUGCGGUCGUUGUGGAAGUGGAACAGGAAGUGAAAAUACUUCCCGCUUUUGAGCAGGUUGUUUACAGUGGGACGAUUGACCAGGAGAAGGUUAUUACACUAGGAGAUCCCGUUAAGUUAGUAGCGGAAAGCAUUGUAGGGGGAGUUAACGUAACUUUGGGAGGUGAAAAUGCUGAGUAUUUUGAUUAUGUAAACGCCGAUGGAACGAUCACUCUUAGGACUACGGACAAGUUGACCGAGGAGGUACUGAGUACGAAGUUUUACUUUCACAUUACUGUGGAAGCCUCCAGAUUGGAUGUUGGGAGCAGCGUGGCCUUCGUUAUUCUGGAAGUGCUGGCGGAAGAUGAAGUCGUUCCUAGGUUUGAGCAACUGUACUACGAGGGAACUAUUACCGAGGAAGGAGUUUCGACAAUACCUGAAAUAAUUAUUGUAGCAAAUACUUUUGUUGAUGGGUUAACCAUCACAAGGGCUAGCGACGAGGAACUGUUCAUUUUAAACCAAGUGGAGAAUAAAGCUACCCUGGUUGCGAAUAAUAUCACGGAGGCACAUCUUAACGGUAAAAUAUAUCUUUUGGAAAGAAUAACGGCCGUAGUGGAAAGCCAAGUGGUGGCUGAAACAAUAAUCAUAAUCAGCAUUAUAAGACCAAACAUCAUCGUUCCAGUAUUCGAAAACAACUACAUCGAAGGUCAACUAACCGAAGCAAACCUACAGUUAACACCAAUUACAGUUGUUAUCGACGCUAGUACUCAUAACGGAGACACAAAUGUGACUCUUCACGACUCAAACGAUCUAUUCGAGCUGGUCCGAUCCACGAUCGAAAAUGAAUACAUCCUCAAUUUACGCACUGAACCGCAGCUUCCGACAACUUCGCAUAUCACUGCCAUCAUUGAAGCCGUUAACCCUAAGUCAGCUACCGCAGUUUGCUUCGUAUCAAUUGAAAUAAUCCGCGAACCUUUGAUUGCACCAGCAUUCGAGGAAGUACUCUAUGAAAGUAUCAUCAACCAAAACGGGAUCUUACAAGAACUCACACUUAGACUGAAACCGGGAACUUACGACGACUCUAUUGACAUCAACCUUAUCGGUGCCGAUGCGGAACUCUUCCAAUGGCACAAGUUGGAAAACAACGAUAUUCAAAUCACCCUCAACGAAUCGACGACCGGUGAGGAUCUGGAAAAUCGCAACAACCUUCGUUUCAGUGUUCAAGCUGUAACAUCUGCCUCUCUGGAAGCUACAGUUCCCGUAAUAGUAUUCAUCGAGGUGGCUGAAGUUCAAAUUCCUCGCUUUGAAAAAGCGUUGUACAAAUCGACCAUCAGCUCUGACCUAACGUUGGUCCCAUUUGAAGCGAUUCUGUUGGAAGAUGGUACCGGUGCCGAAGGCUUGGGACUGCAGAUCCUGCAGAACAAUUCGGAUUUGUUCACAGUCGAGCUGGAAGAAGGCAAACGAAUUGAGAUUAGUUUGACAAAUGAGUUAACUCCAGAAGACUUGGAAGAAUUCGAUAGAUUUGAAUUUGUGAUUCAAGUUACAAAUCCGGGGGUUGGAUCAGCUUCCACCACGAUUGUCAUCGAUGUUGAGCGGAGUAUCAUUAUUGUGCCGGAAUUUACUCAGGUUGCCUACCAUGGCACACUCCAAGAAGGCUCACGAGACAUGGUAUUCACGGAAAACAUAACUCUGCAAUCUGAAACCAUAGCUAGUGGCGUGAAGUACGAAGUCUUGAGCGGCGACUACUCGUUAGUUAAAUUUGCUGAAAAUGAAGAUGCCAGCUUGAAGUUCUUGCUCGAAGAUGAUGUCACUGUUGAACAAUUGAAAAGUUAUGAUCAAAUUAAUUUUGUUGUUCAAGCUGUAAACCCUGGAAGCAUAGCUGCUUUGGCCAGCAUAGUUGUCCAAAUCAUUCGACCGACGCGACCCAUUUUUACCAAGUCUUCAUUCAGCGGAGUUCUGACCGAAGGUCUGUCCGGCGUCGAUCUCGCCUCAGAUCCAAUUCAAUUCGAAGAAGGAACUCUGUUGGAGGGAAUCGUUUUUCGACUCACUGAAGGAGCAUCGGCCUUUUUCCACGCUUCCAUUAGUCCUGAAAAUAUUAUUCAACUAUCGCUUGAUUCCGAGGUUUCUUGGUCUCAAAUUCGUUCCAGUUCAUAUCUUUCCUUCAAAAUGACGGCGACGAACCCCGGAUCCGACUCUAGCACUUCAACCAUAAUCAUUAACGUCGUAAACACUCCAGUCCCUACGCCUACCUUCACGAAGUCUUUUUAUCGAGGUUCGUUGCAGAAAGGAGUCCGCGAUGUAUCCUUCUCCGCCAGUGAAGUCAUCACCGUCGACUCCGAAACAAUUACCUCCACCUUCACGUUCCACGCAAUCGAUGAUGAUGCCGCCCUGUUCGACGUCACUCGCGAUGAAAAUAAAUUCAAGGUAGCUCUCAAUUCGACCGUAGAGGAUCAGACGAUCGAUGGUCGUGACGUUCUUAGCUUCGCGGUCGAAGCCAACAACGAGUACGGGGAAACGGCCCGAGCCACUGUCAUCGUGAGCAUCCAACUGGAUGAGAUUGUUACUCCGGUCUUCUCGAAGUCGAUAUACCAGGGAUCAAUCAAAGAACGAACCACUGAUGUGUUGUUCUCGACGGAAAUCAGCUUGCAGGAGCAAACAUCGAGCAGCAAUACAGAUGUGGGCUUGAUUGACGGUGAAGCCGAUUGGUUUACUGCUGUUUACGAAGACUCAAAGGUAAACAUCGUCGUGAAUGAAGAGAACGCGAUCAACUGGGACGAGAUUGGUGAUCGGACAUUUUUGAGUUUCGUUCUGCAAGCUACAAAUCCGGGUAGCAUAAUUGCUUCGGCUUUUGUAACGUUGGAUAUUGAAAGAGAGUUGAUUGUAAUUCCAAGAUUUAAGUCGUCUUCAUUCCAAGGGGUUCGAUUGGAAGGAUCCCGUGACGUGCAGUUCGCUGAGGGGGGAUCAAUCGAAUUCGUAGCUGGAAGUUUAGUAGCAGGAUUCCAUUUAGAGUUAACCGGAUACGAUUCCAAUCUAUUCGACUUUGUCCAGAAUGGACAUCAGGUGAGUAUCUCAUUGAAAGAAGAUGCUCAGGAGGAAAAUUUUAAGGAUCGAACCUAUCUUCGGUUUGAUGUGGCGGUGAACAACCCGGGAAGUGAAACAGCUGUGGCAAAUGUUUUGGUAGAUUUGCAAUGGAAUAGCACCUCAGUGAUUGCCCCACUGUUUGAGAAGUUGUUGUACCAAGGUUCGAUUGGACUUGAUCUUCAACUUAAAUUAGAUGAUGGUAUAGUUAUCAAAGAGGAAACUUAUACUGAUGAUGUUCAGUACGAGAUUACUGAAUCGAAUAGUGACCUUCUAGAGGUUGAAAAAGAAAAUCGCGUAGUUGUGGUAAAGUUAGCCAAAACAAUUUCUGAAGAAGAUUUAAAAGAUUUUAGCAGCCUUCAUGUCACUAUAAGAGCAUUUAAUGCUCAAGGACAAGACAGUAUCUGCUUCCUUUCUGUUGCGGUACUUACCGAUGGCGAAGAACCAUGUACAACCGAUUGCACGGAAUGUUAUGAUUGCUCUACAGGAGCCCCAUUAGAAGACGUUCCCGUGUUCGAGUACGGAAACUACCGCUUCUUCAUCAAAUCUGACAUCACAGGUCUGAUCGGUACCGUAAAAGCUACCGUGAAUGAUCCUUCCGUAGCCUUGGAACAUCGGGCGGUGAUAAGCAACAGCUACAUCAGAUCACGAAUAACGCUCACUGUUGAUGGUAUUCUGCGAGUAGAUCAAACGCUGAUACCCGGGCAGUACAGUUUCCAAGUGACGGCGUUGCAUCCUACAUCCCAGAAGCAAACCUCCGUAAGCGUGUUGCUUGAUGUGACUCAGGAACAGGAAUGCCCAGCAGAUCCGGACGCACCAAAAGUCACCACAGUUGAGAAGCUCCUUCAUAUAGUUUCGCUUCAGGAGGAAUCACCGCACCUCAAUAUUUUCCCGUCGCAGUUGGGUUCAUGCGAGUACAAACUGGUUGACGAAAACCCUUACCUUGACUACAGCUACUUUGAAAUCGAUUCGCAAACACAUUGGCUCACAUCGAGAAGCUUCGAUCGUGAGAACACAUCGCUUUUCGAAGGAAUGACCGUACCGCAGUUUCAAGUUCGACUUCAACUGAUUUGUCCAGAGCAAACUUCCGUUGAAACCCGUCGAACGAAACGAUCACUAAUUGAAACCGACGACCUGAACUACGCUCGGGACGUUACAGUUGUUCAAGUCGUAGUAACGGACGUCAACGAUCACGAGCCACAGUUUAUCGAGCCAGCUGCGUCCGCCAGUCCCUUCCACAUAGGAUUCCCCAUUUCCACCAUCGCAUCUGGACUGAUGCUUCCUCAUCUAAUCACCGUUCAAGCAGAAGACGCCGACGAAGGACUAAACGCAAAGGUUCGAUACAGUUUGAGUUCUCAAAACUACUUCGCAGUAGAAGAAGAAACUGGAAUUAUUUAUCCAUUGAAAGAAGCUAUAAGGUCGAACUCGGCGGUUAUGAUCACGGUAAGAGCAACCGAUCGGGAUGGAGCAAGCGAUGGACUGUCGUCGAUUGUUCAACUGAGCGUACAUAGACUGGAAGAGGACAACCUGGUGGCAAUGACCGUUCCAGGGCAAAUCGAUGGAGAUGACUUAAUACAGCAACUCAGCGCCAAUGAGGAGAAUAUUCAACUCAGAGUUCUGUCACAGGCUAGGGUUUCGGAAGUUAGCGAAACUACCGACAGGAAGUUUGUACGACAGUCUUCUUUCGAAGACAGCAUUAUUCGCAUGAUAGUCUACGCUUUUAAUGCGCAACAUGAAGUGCAAAGCUCUGACACUAUCAUUCGUGUUAUCAAAGCCACAGCCGUCCCGACGAGCAUCAGUGUGGACUCCUACUCCAAUGUAGCAUGCGCCAAUGCCGAAUGCAGCGAACGACAAUCAAGUAGCGAAGACAAUGUAGGACUCAUAGCGGCGACCUCCGUUUUGGGAGCACUUUUCAUUAUUUCCGCAGGGGUGGCGAUCUUCCUCUACCUUGGAUUCGUUAGACCAUUCAAAUCUUCUACGGCGAAUUCUUCGGACAUUGUCCAGCUGGAAAACGAUUUCGAAGUGUCACCACCACCGUCGCCACCGAUGCUGGGGGUGGGGAAACAGCUGGCGACAAAUGACUCCGACCAAGAGGACCGCAAGGAUUCGAUUCAAAUUCUUGGCAUCACUGACCAAGAAUCGGAAGACUCCACAGUGCCCUCAUCCCGGCUAGCUCGGUCGCUGGACGAGCGCCUCGAAAAAGCGGACGGAUUCGGUACCGUUUCCUCGAGGGGCACCAUCGAAGAUUCGUCAUCCCUGUCGGCGCAGAACGAACCUCGAAAUGUCAGGUUCAACGAACUGGUCGAGCGAAUAGAGGUCGUCGAACAUCAUCCGGAGGAUAAAGCGCACAAAAUAGAUCUGGAAGAUGACGACUCGGUCUACAGCGAACGACUGUAGGGUUGUUUGUGUUUAUUAAAAGCCACUAGAUAGGAAUAUUUUUAUAAUAAAGAAAUUAUCGUUAA
Messenger RNA from Armigeres subalbatus, 6684 nucleotides. RefSeq lists its product as uncharacterized. The transcript has 7 exons. The record is from RefSeq and is a predicted model, not a curated record. Gene Ontology annotation, molecular function: calcium ion binding. Gene Ontology annotation, cellular component: plasma membrane. Bases 89 to 6619 code for a protein of 2176 amino acids. Gene Ontology annotation, biological process: homophilic cell-cell adhesion. NCBI's taxonomy places the organism in Eukaryota, Metazoa, Arthropoda, Insecta, Diptera, Culicidae.